UGUUCCUGUCCCAAACAAGAUAAAAGAAAGAAAGAAAGAAAGAAAAAAAAGAAGGUUCUGAAACACGAUAUUGCUCCCAAAAAAAAAAAAACAAUACCUCACGCCCCUUGCAGAAAAGUUGCGGUGCCAUUCAAUCUCAGGAAGCACCGGACGAGGUCGCUGCGAAGGGAAGAAAUCGAGGGGGCGAAGAAGGUGAAUGGAGCAAACUCUAUGGGGUCACUUGCCGCUAUUAGUGAGGUCUAAUUCUAAAGAUUCCGUCGAAUACAUUCUUCAAGCUCUUUGGAGAACCCGGAACACUGGUCUUGACUCCGCCGACCGCCACGUCAUCCUUAACAUGCUCCAGCUCCACAACGACUCCGACCUCGACCCUCUUCUGGUAUGCCUUCGAAUGCUAAUAAGGAGGUGUGUUUAUGAGAAUAUCAGCAAGGAUGAUAUUCCAAAGCUGUUUCCUGCUGAAGUUCUUCCUGAAUUGCAAAGACUGUUGACACUUCUUUUGCAGAAAUUCCAAAGAGAGUGGCAAGAAGAUGUGCUGAAAGACCAGAAUCUUGUGCCUCGUUUAAAGGCAAUGACUUGGAAUAUGGCAAAACCAAACGAAGAAUCAACAGACCCUGCAGCUGUUAUUAAUUUGAAGCUUCAAAAUGAUUCUCCAUUACAUUUGGGAGAACUGGAUGUCAAGUUCCUGUUGGCUAAAGAUACUCUAGAGAUGAUGCUGAAAUCCACGCACAGCAUUAAAGAUCAGUAUCCAACUUUGGAUGGGCCUUCAAAUGGACAUUAGUACCGGUAAAGUGAGAAACCAAUGGAGUUGUUUCCAGUAGUUCUCACACAGAAUGGAGAAACAUCUUUGAUGCUAGAUUAAAACAUGAAGUUUUUCUGCUAGCGGACAUGUAGUGAAAACAGCGAAUCAAUGAAGACUAGUGAUUUGGCUUAUGAAGGUGAAAAAAUGGAAGUAAAUAUUUCAGAUUUUCAGUUGAUAUGUGGGAAAAAACAUACAAGUGUGGUGCUGGAGCCUCAAAAUCCAGAAUGAAUAUUUUCUGGCAUUGUUUUCCCCUCUUCACUAUUUUGUUGUGGAGUUGCUUGAUUUAAGAAUGUAUUAUCAUUUAUGUUCAGAAAACCAAUAGCUUAAAGCCUCGAUUUGUCAUUAUGAUGGACCGGUUAGUACGUAUUUGAAUUUCCCUGUCUAAGGAGCAGCGGUCAUUUGUUUCAUCUUUUACACUGUAAAUACUGAAAUUCUGUGUAUCAUGUUUUCGAUAAAGUUUAUUUUUUGUUUAAAGCA
This is a messenger RNA of Prosopis cineraria, 1273 nucleotides long. RefSeq lists its product as uncharacterized. Lineage: Eukaryota; Viridiplantae; Streptophyta; Magnoliopsida; Fabales; Fabaceae. Bases 197 to 775 code for a protein of 192 amino acids. The record is from RefSeq and is a predicted model, not a curated record. The transcript is spliced from 6 exons.